This is a messenger RNA of Stylophora pistillata, 576 nucleotides long. RefSeq lists its product as uncharacterized. The record is from RefSeq and is a predicted model, not a curated record. Lineage: Eukaryota; Metazoa; Cnidaria; Anthozoa; Scleractinia; Pocilloporidae.
AUGAGGAGUUGUGAGGACGUCGCAAAGUAUGGUGCUUCGACUUCAGGAGAGUAUGAGAUCCUUGACUCCAACAUUGAAGCGUUUCUUGUCUAUUGUGACUUGCAUUCUGAAUCAGGCUUUGUAUGGACAUUGAUACAAUCGUUUUCCUUGGCCGCAAAAAGGAUCUAUAUGGAUAAAAGGUUUGGCGAAAAAAUUGAGAUUGAUACCGAAAAAAGGGUAGUAGAUUGGAACAGGUACCGACUUUCCUUGUCACAGAUGCACUCUCUUGCUGAUCACUCCACACAUUUGAGAGCAACUUGUAACUUUCUUAUAGAUGGUCUGCAGUAUUCGGACUACGCACGCGCAAAGCUGACAGGUCACGACAUUUUUGGUAGCUGGAUCAGAUGUCAGAUGUAUGAAUAUGUCAACAUCCGAGGAAAGAAUUGUUCUAAUUGUACCGCCCUGACAAAACAGAACAAAAGGCAAGCCGGCCAACCCAUUCAAGAAACCAUUGGAGCAAGGCUGGGAACCAACUGUGGCCUCAUGGAACUUCAAGUCGGGUCCACCUUUGGUGCUGAACUUGAACUAAAUUUUUAA